UUUAAAGCAGCUUUGGAGGCUUCAGUGCAGGGAAAUUAAAAUUGUAAAGUCACGGUCAUCAACUUAAUCUACAUGGUUUAGAAAUUAGCUGAACUUUUCAUUCAACCAAUCCAUGUUUAAGACAUCUUGGAUAGAAAUCAUUGAAAAGCUAAAAGGAUAAAAGCCCCACCCUGUUACUAUGUGACAGUCAAGUGCUUGCACCUUUCUCCUUCCCUAUUUUAUCUACAAGAGUCAACAGAGAGCAUCAGAUAAGGCCAGUGGACUCGACGAGACCUGCAAAACUGCCAUUGAUUUAUAAAAGCUGUAAGGCAAAUGAAUGUGACGCACGGAGAGCUGGACACCAGGAAGUUCUUAAAGGAAUAAGUUGGCACACCUCAGUCUGGAGUAUUUGUUUCAAAACUCAAGAGGCAAAAUGACGUCAUCAGUCCUCAUUUCAAACCUCACACAGGAGUGGGUGGAGAGUCUGCGCAGGUGGCACCUUGACUUUUUUUUCAUCCCCACCACAGUCGUCACUCUGGCCACCUUGCUAGCCAACCCUAUACUCCUCAUGUGCAUCUUUCUAUCCCGAGCCCUGCGUCAGGAGACACGCUACCUACUGGUGGCCAACACCCUGGUGGCUGACAUGCUCUUCCUCAUCCUUAACCUGUCAACGGUGAUCUGUAAUGCCGUGAGGGCUCAAAUCCCCUGGCUGCUCUGUGAGAUCAUCACAGCUGUCACCGUCACCACCUACUGCUGUGCCAUCCUCACUGUCACUCUCAUGGUGGUUGACACCUACGCUGCGGUCCGCUGGCCCCUCCAUUACCAUGACAUUCUUCCCCCUGCACGGACUCACCGUAUACUUGUUGGGUUGUGGGUGGUGGCGGCGAUUUACCCUUUCGUUCUGGUGAUAAUGAUGGAGAAUGAAAGAGGAAACCCAUAUGGCAAUGUGUCCAUGUGUCUGGCCAUCAUCUCCCUUGGCCUCAUUCAGGCCAAAGACAAAGCAGGGAUCCACUUCUACUUCUUUAUUGCCGCUCUCCUUUGCACCUUACUCAUUUUGUACUGCUACAUACGCCUCUACAUGGUCACACGGACUCAGGGAAUCUGGCAGAGCCGCUUCUCCAGGGCCCGGGUCACACUCUUAGCUCAUGGGCUUCUACUUCUGCUUUACUUCGCUCCUGGCCUUGUUUUCACCGUGGAGCUCUUCCUCUUCCACAGGAAAGACAUAAAUCUCGAUGUCCGGGUGUGGAUCAGCACAAUCAAUAUGUGUGUUUUCAUGCUGCUGCCCAGGGCAUUUGCUCCAUACCUGUAUGGACUGAGGUACAGGGAGAUCUCAGACACUCUGAUGCAGUUUCUACAGCAGCACAGGGGACUCAGCCAGGCCACAGUUUCAUAGAGACACUUAAAAACUCCCCCUUUCUCUCUAAUAAUUUAUUUGAGGACAACCUAGUUUAUUCUGUUUCAAAACACUCAACACUUGAUCUCAUUCAAGUCCUUUUUUGAACGACGAAAUCUGAGGAAAAAUUGAGUGCAAAGGGACCAGAUAUUCAUUUACCACAGUAAGCCAAGUAAAACUAAGAACUUAAAUAUGGUAAAGAUUAAAUCAUUUUUAUACUGCAAGAGAAUUAAAUUCUUGUUUUAAUUAGUCAGAUAUUGCAAUAAACUAUUUUAUACUGCUUGACUGUCAAUUAUAAUGAAAUUAGCUUUGUAAAAACCUUAAUAGAUUAUGUCUUCAUAUACCUGCAGACAUAGCUAAUGAAUUGGGUUAAAGCACUUUAAUACAGUGAUGAAUAAUGAUUACUGACACCUUUUAAAUUGGCUAAUGACCCAACAUUAUCUCUGUGUGGGUGUAUCACAAGCUUGAAGGGUCUCUCAUUGUAAGGAAUUGUUAAAAGCUGGUCUUUAAAUUCCUUAUCACCUAUAUUUUUUAUAUUAUUGUAGGAUUUAAUUUUUGUUUUUUAAAGGCCUGAUUUGUCCCAUGGGCUGCCUAUUGAAUAGGACAGAUCUGGCACAGUAGAGAAAUGUAUUUAUUCUUUCAUUAUAUUUAUUUGCAGUGGUUCACAUUUAAAGCAAUACCUUUAAAAGUUCAAAUGUGUAUUUGUAUUUAACUACCAAGGAUGCACUUCUCAUCAGCUCAUUAAAAUCUCUAAAUUCACAGAAACAACACUGAGUAAGCAUCUUCUGUUUUGCCGACAGCAGUAACACCAGAUGGUGUUUGCUUCUCUGCCUCUGAUCCUUUAAAUCUUAGUUCAGAAUAAUACAUAUCCUGGACACAAGAAGAAUCUGUAGUUCAGUACAGUUGGAUUGUUUGUCCCCGUUUGUGUUUAUUGAAGCACUUCAUUACCUUAGCUGAUGCUAAGCAUCACUUAAAGACCUGUGUGACUUUUUCCAUGUCAUCAUGACUUCUUUACUGCUUUGUCAAUCAAAAAAAGAACAUCCUGGACUCUUAAUUACUUUUUCUGUCUCAAUGUUGGGGAAUCUGCAGUCCAAUUAUUUAUUUAAAUAAACUGUAUACUCCAAAUGUGUAUUUCAUCUUCAUAUGUUAUGUAAAAGCCACGUAGAAUCAGACACUCAGCUUUAUAGCAAAGAAGCACUUAACUCUAUUUGCCCUCAAAGUGGUGUUUGUCUAGAACUGCAGU
Cheilinus undulatus (humphead wrasse) is the source of this 2615-nucleotide messenger RNA. Its product is annotated as probable G-protein coupled receptor 148. The record is from RefSeq and is a predicted model, not a curated record. Lineage: Eukaryota; Metazoa; Chordata; Actinopteri; Labriformes; Labridae. Gene Ontology annotation, molecular function: G protein-coupled receptor activity. Gene Ontology annotation, biological process: G protein-coupled receptor signaling pathway. Gene Ontology annotation, cellular component: membrane. Bases 413 to 1372 code for a protein of 319 amino acids. The transcript is spliced from 2 exons.